UAAACUAAAGAGAGAAGAUCGGAAAACUCACAGAACCAAAACGUUUACUUUCCCUCAAAUCGAUUUCAAUGGCGGGCCGCGGCAAAACUCUAGGAUCCGGGGCCGUGAAGAAGGCAACAUCUAGAAGCAGCAAAGCGGGUCUCCAAUUCCCGGUGGGUCGUAUCGCUCGUUUCCUGAAGAAAGGCAAGUACGCCGAACGCGUCGGGGCCGGAGCUCCGGUCUACCUAUCCGCCGUUCUCGAAUACCUCGCCGCCGAGGUAUUGGAGUUGGCUGGAAACGCGGCGAGGGAUAACAAGAAGACGAGGAUUGUGCCGAGGCACAUUCAGCUCGCGGUGAGGAACGACGAGGAGUUGAGUAAAUUGCUGGGAGAUGUUACGAUUGCUAACGGAGGAGUGAUGCCGAAUAUUCAUAAUCUUCUUCUUCCUAAGAAGGCUGGUGCUUCUUCCAAGCCUUCUGGGGAUGACGAUUGAUUUAAUCUAUCUUGUUCUUUUCGUUUUUUUGUUUCUCCAUCUUUAACUUGUUUAAUUGAAUGUUCAUAUGCUUCAUUUUCGGAAUUAAAUCAAAGUUCAGACUUUUUGGUUUCUCCAA
Messenger RNA from Brassica rapa (field mustard), 588 nucleotides. Its product is annotated as probable histone H2A.1. The record is from RefSeq and is a predicted model, not a curated record. NCBI's taxonomy places the organism in Eukaryota, Viridiplantae, Streptophyta, Magnoliopsida, Brassicales, Brassicaceae. Gene Ontology annotation, cellular component: nucleosome. Gene Ontology annotation, molecular function: structural constituent of chromatin; protein heterodimerization activity; DNA binding.